Molecule: messenger RNA, 600 nt
Organism: Soboliphyme baturini
Lineage: Eukaryota; Metazoa; Nematoda; Enoplea; Dioctophymatida; Soboliphymatidae
Source: the annotation of a GenBank genome assembly
AGAGCAGGGAAUCGAGAAACUUGUGAAUUUUCACGAAAUCAUGAACUUCAAGUUCAAAAUCGAAAAAGAUAUUCUACUUGGAGACUCCGUAUCACCGAAAAGGCAGAAACUACGGAUCUUCAGAAGUUCAUUCAUACGCAUCCCAGUGACAUUUAUACUAUCCAUCUUUUGAAAAAAGGAAUAGCUUUAAACGGGACACGUUUAUAUCACGUCAGAACUAGAAAAUUAACCGAAGUUCCUGUUAAACAAACGGUCCCGCCAACGGCCAUAUUGUAUAUAUCUUCCAACCAUCCCCACCUCGAAAGGCUCAAGCAUACGAUCCACGUCGUGAACGUGGUUAAAGCCCCCGCACAUGAUAUUCACGUGAUGAUGCUUCACAAACACGGCCACAGCUUAGGCGGCCUUCCUCCGAUAUUCUGGUAUUCCUUGAUAUUUUUGAUAGCCGUGUUUCAUUUGUUUUUGUUCAAACUGAUUUAUAACGAAUAUUUUCACGCCCAUGUGCAAAAACCGAUCAGUGCCAGAAGAGAUCGAUACGAAACGCCCUAUACUUCAAUAUUAAUCGCGGAAUCUUCAUCACUGCCAAACCCGUGUAAAAAGUGA